UGGCAUCAUGGUCUUGGGUUUGUGAUCUGUCUUCAGAAUGAAUUUAGGCUUUUUUGGAUUGCCUGGUAACUGCUGCUGUUUAACAGCAGUGUGUCUUUACCACGUUCUCACACUUAAAGCAGAACUAGCAACUCUCCGCAGCGAGCUGAUCUACAGAGUCCAGGCAAGAGCUCCGCUACCCCAGGCCCAGGAUGAGAGUAAAGAGGCUACUGUAUUCUCUUCUUCCUUGCAGUUAACAGCAGCUGCUGCCAGGCAGGAAAUCAGGCUGCCUGCUUCUGAGGCAGGUGAAGGCGAUGAAAAGAGAGGCUGGAGUACAGGCAGAAGCAGAGGGAGAAGGUCUGCGCUGCCCACAGAAGAAAUAAUGCUACAGGCCUGUCUGCAAUUGAUUGCCGAUAGCAAAAGUAACAUCCAACAAAAAGAUGACUCAAGUAUUGUUCCAUGGCUUCUUAGCUUUAAAAGAGGAACAGCUCUGGAAGAGCAAGGAAAUAAAAUAUUGGUCAAAGAAACAGGUUACUUUUUCAUAUAUGGUCAGGUUUUAUAUACAGAUACAACAUUUGCUAUGGGACAUCUAAUACAAAGGAAAAAGGCUCAUGUAUUUGGUGAUGAUCUCAGUUUGGUGACAUUAUUUCGUUGUAUCCAAAACAUGCCUCAUUCUUAUCCUAAUAAUUCUUGCUAUACUGCUGGUAUUGCAAAAUUAGAAGAAGGGGAUGAACUUCAACUUACAAUACCACGGAGAAGGGCCAAAAUAUCAUUGGAUGGAGAUGGCACUUUUUUUGGUGCAGUUCGACUCCUGUGAUACUCUACAGUUUUGCAUCAUUCUUAUCUCUGUUCUCUUUUUUGUGUUUAUGUAAUUGAAAAAAAUGGAGAUACAGUUAAGCGGCCAAUUCAGUCUUUUUUUUUUUUUUAAACCCCCUUUCUUUGGUUUGAUGAGCCAGCCCAAAACAGGAAACCCAGCAGACAUACUUCUGAUGUGACUGUCAUGUGAAUUACCAGAAAUAUAGGUUAUUUUAGGCAAUAGAGGAAUAAAAAUACCAGUGGCUAUACA
Mauremys reevesii (Reeves's turtle) is the source of this 1045-nucleotide messenger RNA. RefSeq names its product TNF superfamily member 13b (gene TNFSF13B). The transcript has 8 exons. The record is from RefSeq and is a predicted model, not a curated record. The coding region runs from base 38 to 796 and encodes 252 amino acids. Lineage: Eukaryota; Metazoa; Chordata; Testudines; Geoemydidae. Gene Ontology annotation, cellular component: membrane. Gene Ontology annotation, molecular function: receptor ligand activity; tumor necrosis factor receptor binding. Gene Ontology annotation, biological process: immune response.